Messenger RNA from Peronospora farinosa, 4392 nucleotides. The record is from the annotation of a GenBank genome assembly. Lineage: Eukaryota; Oomycota; Peronosporomycetes; Peronosporales; Peronosporaceae.
AUGGCACGUAUCGAGCGACUGAGUCAGGACGUGGUGAACCGCAUUGCGGCUGGAGAAGUGGUACAUCGUCCUGCAAAUGCACUGAAGGAGCUACUAGAGAAUGCACUGGAUGCAGGAGCAACACACGUGACAGUUACAGUGAGUCAGGGCGGUCUCAAGCUGUUGCAGAUCCAGGACAAUGGACGAGGUAUCCAGCGCCAAGACUUGGAGAUCGUAUGCGAACGCUUUACCACCAGUAAACUCAAAAGAUUCGAAGAUCUGAAGGAUAUUAAGAGCUUUGGAUUCCGAGGCGAAGCGCUCGCCAGUAUAUCACAUGUGGCUCAUGUGACAAUCACAUCGAAAACAGCGGACCAACAAUGCGCCUACAAAGCUUCGUAUCGAGACGGAAAGUUGGUGGCAAAGAAAGCAGGAGAAUCGAAGGAUCCCAAGCCUUGCGCAGGAAAAAAUGGCACGCAAAUUUUGGUAGAGGAUUUGUUUUACAAUCUAAGCACGAGGAAACAGGCGUUGAAGAAUGCAUCGGAGCAGUACACUCGAAUCUUGGACGUAGUGCAGAAAUAUGCUGUUCACUUUAAAGCGAAAGGAGUGGGAUUUGUAUGCAAAAAGUACCGGGACUCUUCUUGCAGUGUCAACACACUGCAAAAUUUCUCUCAACUAGACGUGAUACGUUCGAUCUACGGCAGCAAGAUUGCUAAGGAGCUUACUUCAUUCGAGCUCAUUAAAGAUGUGAGAGCUGCAGGCUCAAUGGAUUUACAGCAUCAAAUCCGUGGAUACAUCAGCAAUGCCAACUUUCACCUACGAAAAAGCAACUUCAUUCUCUUUAUCAACGAUCGCCUGGUCGAGUGCCCCGCAUUAAAGCGCGCUUGUGAGUACGUUUACUCGCUCUAUUUACCAAAAAACACACACCCGUUUGUAUAUUUGAGCAUGGAACUACCACCUCGCAACAUCGACGUGAACAUUCACCCGACAAAAGAAGAGAUACACUUCCUGCACGAGGAAGAUAUCGUUGAUUCGAUAAGCGAGGCAGUUGAAAAGCAGCUGAAAGGUAGCAACGAAAGCCGGAGCUUUUCCGUUCGGUCGAUAACGGCCAUGUUGGAAACCUCUUCCGCAAACAAUGAAAACUCAUCAAUAAAGCAACGCAGGCGACAAAGUCCUUUGGAACAGGAAGCAAUAACGGAAGCAGCAGAACCUAGUGACGAAGGAUGCAAUAAGCGUGAAGGUGAGAGUGAAGAUGAAGCCAACUGCUCUGUCGACUCGAUCGAAAUUGAUCUCAGUCAAAAGCUUACUCCACCAUCCAAGCAAUACCAGUCAGCACUGGCACCACAGCGUUUAGUGCGAACCGACCAUCGGUCAAACACGAUAGACAAGUACUGCUUCCUUGAAUCGCAGAAGACCCAAUUAUCGCAACUGUCCCAGUCUUGUUCGCAGAAACACGAGUGCGGCGCUUCCCCCGACGGGACUGGUAAGCGGGAUGACUUUAAUGACCGCAACCUCGUUGCGGCGAAGUCUCUUAAGCUGAAAAAGAGAAAACUGUCAGAGACCCAAUCGCGUCAAGAACCUGAGCCGGAGGACGGGCACGAUCGCCGCGGGAGUCUUGAGGCCACCCAGACUCCACAAAUACUAUCCAGCGUUCAAAACUUGCUGAGCUUGGUGCGGCAAAACAAGAAUAAGGCGCUUGGGAGGCUCUUCCGCGAGCACAGUUUUGUGGGCAUCGUUGAUAAGCAGUUCUCGCUUGUGCAAUAUCGAACAAAGCUGUACAUCGUACGACACGACGAAAUUGCCUUUCACGUGUUCUACCAGCAGGUUUUGCUACAGUUCGGUGCGACGAAGCCGAUUACUCUGCCGACACCGCUAGCGAUCUUUGACUUGGUGUUAGAAGCACUGAAGAACCCUCGGAAUGGAUACGACAAAGAGGACGGCCCUCGAGAGCAGCUUGCAGACGAGAUCAAGACGUUGCUAAGUGCCAACGGUCCUAUGCUGUUUGAGUAUUUCUCGCUCGACAUCGAUUCGCAAGGCAUGCUACGCACAUUGCCACAGCUAUUACCAGACCACGAGCCGUCGAUCCAUUCCCUUCCAGAGUUUGUGUUUCAUCUGGCAACAAAAGUGAGUUGGGAGGAAGAGGAGCCUUGCUUCGAAAGUGUGGCCCAGGUGCUAGCACGUUGGUACGGUGAGAUGCGGUACCCAGGAAAUGCCGAGCGAGAGGCUUUAAUAUUAGAGCACGUGCUGUUUCCAGCCAUGAAGACCGCUGCGUUCUGUCCACCGAAUGAGCUCAACAAUGCACAGCUCAUCACGCCAGUGGCCUGCCUCACCAAUCUCUACAAGAUUUUUGAAAGGGGGGUUGAUCCAGAUAGCGGACGUUCAACUACAUCAACGUCUACUUCGUUUCCUGAUACUGUAUCUGCUUCUACGGGCGGUAUUCCUCCUAUUCAACGCAAUAACGUCGUACGGAAGAUCAUGUUACAGACAAUUGGUGAAUAUUACGAGGAUACGACGGUAUCAAGUGUCCAAAACUUUGUAGCUGGUGUAGAGAAUUAUUGUGCAAGUACCGAGAGUUUGGCGAGUCUUGGCAAGUCACUGUACACGUCACCAGCUUUGGUGUUUGUAUUGGACGAAGGGAUGCGCGUGAUUCUAUGGAAUGAUUGUGCAGUUAAACUCUGUGGUUAUGCCAGGAAAGAAAUGGCUGGACGGAAUCUAUUGAAAGAAAUACCGUACCUUGUUCCUCCUUCUACUGCUAAAGUAUUGGGUGAUGCCUUGAUUCAUUGUGUCAGAGGAUCACCGGUGAAUAGUGUCAUGCUAGACUUUAUAAGUAAAGAACAGUCAAAAAUUACACUGUUAGGGUCGUGUACCCCACUCGUGGGCAACCCUGUUGGAGCAGGAAUGCUUGUAGUGGCGCACGAUUUGACUCAUUUACCAUUUGUCAUGGUGGACAAGAAAGCAAUAGCAGAGACACCUGCAGUGCUGGAUCAGAAUAAAGGAACACCUGGAGAGACAUUGCCAGUUGCUGUGGCGAAUCCUGUGGUGCCUUCUGUGCAGACUGCUGUUGCUGUCCCUGCCCCACUGUCUGCAGCCGUUGCAUCUAACGCGUCCACGAUCCCUGGAUGGAGUGAAAUCGCACCCAACUACUCGAUCGAGUGUGUACUUGGACAGGGAAGUUACGGACAAGUGGUACGAUGCAAACAUUUACCAACGGGUGAGAUUGUGGCCAUCAAAAAAAUCCAGAAUGUAUUUUCGGAUCCGAUUGAUGCUAAGCGUAUUCUUCGCGAGUUGUGCAUCGUGCGUCAACUGCGACACCCAAACAUUGUGCAAAUCCGAGAAAUCAUUGCACCGCUUGACAUGAACCGUUUUAAAGAUCUUUUUGUCGUGUUUGAGUACUUGCCAUCGGACCUGGAGAAGCUCCUUCAUUCGCCACAGUUUCUUACAGCUGAGCAUUUGCGGUGGUUGCUAUUGGAUUUGCUCAAGGCACUGAAGUAUAUGCACUCAGCGGAGAUUGUGCAUCGUGACCUAAAGCCAGCCAAUGUAUUAUUGAACCUUUCGCCUGUAGCUAUCAAGAUUUGCGACUUUGGCCUCGCACGUGGCCUAUCAUCGUCAACAUCUACUGCAGGACGGAAGCGGAAGCGUUUAGGCGACGGUUCGACUCCGGAAGAGAGCAUACUUCAAGGCAUUGGCGUGCAUCCCCGUACUCCUGCACGUCGAAUCCAGCGUCAACUCACAGAGCACGUGGUCACACGCUGGUACCGUGCACCUGAAAUUAUUUUUCGAGACCACGAUUACUCAGCCGCUAUCGAUGUGUGGUCGAUCGGAUGCAUAUUUGCCGAGCUUCUGAGUAUGCAGAAAAGCAGUGUGUCGUCACACUACCAGCGCGAGCCACUUUUUCCCGGCGUUUCGUGCUUUCCUUUGAGCCCCGGUGCUGGUCAGAUCGCGCUGCCGCAGGAUAGUCGUGAUCAGUUGAACACGAUCCUAGACGUGCUUGGAACGAUGGCGGAAGAAGAUGUCGCAGAAAUUGCAGACCCCGACGUGCAGUUUUACUUACGCAGUCUGCCGCCUCGACCAAAGCGCAAUUUGCAAGAUAUGUAUCCUGGCGCCGAACCCGAGGCUAUUGACUUGCUUACGUGGAUGCUGAAGAUGAACCCACGCAAGCGGGCAACGUUAGACGAAGCGCUAUCACACAAGUACUUGGCCAGUAUUCGCUCGCUUGAGGAGGAGAUUGUAGCUCCUGGAACAAUUCAACUCGAAUUUGACGAGAAGAAGAUGAAUGUUACGGAGAUCCGACAGCGAAUGGUGAGCGAGAUUCGAUUUUAUCACCCUACCGCUGGCACCAACACAACAUCAAGCUCUGUUGCGCGAGGAGCACAGGCAAAUGGUGCCAUUAGCAAGAAGAAGGCAAAGCAAGGUUGA